UCUCCAAAUUUCGCAAAAUCUGUUUUGAUUUCAUCGGACAUUUUAUGUUCCAUUAUAGGUACUACUUGUUAUCAGUAAAGUAGCAAUUUCUACAUUGGUGUGAUUCUCGUCAUUGUUACCUCACGCUUUGUUGUUAUCUAACUUGUCCGUGUAAGAGCUUCGUGGUUUGGUGUACUAUUGUCCGCCCGGAAUGCGUACAUUGUAGUAAAUUUUCUGGAUUACUGGAAAAGAAACUUUACUGAGCACAGGCGACCAAAUAUACAAUAGUUUGGCAUUUAUUUCGAUCAAUUUAUUACCGUCAUUCAAACAUCAAUCUCACCGACAAGAUGAGCAUUUUCGCUGGAGUAGAAGUUGGGCCACCGAUCGAGGUGUUCGCUCUAAAUCAGGCCUGCUUAAAGGAUACCAACCCGGACAAAGUUAACCUGGGAGUCGGGGCUUACCGUACGAAUGAGGGAAAACCGUGGAUCCUGCCGGUGGUGAAGAAGGCCGAGGCUGCAAUCAUAGCCGACGGUAGCUUGAAUCAUGAGUACCUACCGGUGCUAGGAAUGGAGAACGUCACGAACGGUGCCAGUACUUUGCUUUUGGGAGAUGAUUCGGAGGCUAUCAAGAGUAAGCGUGCCUUCGGUGUGCAAACAUUGUCGGGAACCGGUGCCUUGAGACUGGGCGCCGAGUUUCUGGCGCGGAUUCUUCACCGAACCACUUUCUACUAUUCAUCGCCGACGUGGGAAAACCAUCAUAAGGUAUUUUUGUAUGCCGGGUUUACGACGCCGAAGACGUAUCGCUACUGGGAUCAAGAGCGGCGGGGUAUCAACUUUGAAGGCAUGAUUGCAGAUCUGGAAGCGGCACCGGAAGGAGCCGUCAUUAUACUGCAUGCGUGUGCCCAUAAUCCUACCGGAAUUGAUCCUACGCGGGAACAGUGGAAACAGAUCGCCGAUGUUUGUGAACAGAAGAAGCUUUUCCCGUUCUUCGAUUCAGCCUACCAAGGAUUCGCUAGUGGCGACCCGAAUAAGGAUGCCUUCGCUGUGAGAUAUUUUGUGGAACGUGGGUUUGAGCUAUUUUGCGCUCAGAGUUUCGCCAAGAACUUUGGAUUGUAUAACGAACGUAUCGGAAAUCUUACCGUCGUCCAGAGGGACACAGCAACCAGUUCUGCGGUGGCUUCGCAAAUCACACUGUUGGUUCGUGGUAUGUACUCCAACCCGCCGGCCUUUGGCAGUAGAAUCGUGAGCCGGGUGUUGAAUGACCCAACACUACGAGCCGAAUGGAUGGAGUGUAUCAAAACGAUGAGUUCCCGUAUCAUCACCAUGCGGCAGGCUCUGUACGAUGAACUGGUGGCACUGCAAACUCCUGGAACCUGGGAGCACAUCACUCAGCAGAUUGGCAUGUUCUCAUAUACGGGAUUGAAUGAAAAACAAGUGGAAAUUCUGAUCAAGGAGUACAGCAUCUACCUGCUAAAGACCGGUCGGAUCAGCAUGUGUGGCCUGAACGAGAACAACGUCAAGUACGUUGCUAAGGCAAUAAAUGAUGCGGUUUGUCGAGGCGGGGCAGCAUCCAAGAUCUAGUUUGAUUGACGGGGGAUAGACGGGGGAUUUCUUCGGCUUCCAUAUAAAUUUAUAUAUCCUACCGCUUUUAAGCAAGCAUAUUAUGUUUCACUUGUUCCUUGUUACAAUUAUGUAUUAGAUUUUUUCCCUGUAAAAACAUCGGGAGUUUUGGAAGUAUUUUUUAAGUACUGAAAAGCAAAGCUUUCAUAUCUGAUUUAAUCAAAGCAACCGUAACAAAAAUAAACAACAAAGGUCCUCCAUGUUAACACUUUGAAUACACGCUGAACUCAUUUGCAAUAUGAGACCAACAACAAGUAGCGAAGUUUUAUGAAAAAGUGUACAAAUUUUUCUAUGGAAAUAUGAUUAAUAAACGUAGGCAGAUCCGUUUUUCUUGUAAUGCAAAUAUAAAACAAUAUCAUGCUGGGGUGGGCGUAGCGUAUUGGUAAAAUCGAUUGCCUUGUACGCAGCGCACCUGGGUUCGAGUCCCGACCCCGCACAUAGGGUUAGAAAUUUUUCAUAGAAGAUUUUUCUAACCCGAAGAGGCGAAUGACCAUAAGGUUAAAACCUCUAUAAUCGAAGUAAAAAAAAAAUAUGCAGAGAGACAACGAUUUAUAUUCCAAAUAAUUGCAAUGAGCAAAUAGAUAUCUCAUAAAUAGAAACAGACGAAGGAUAA
This is a messenger RNA of Topomyia yanbarensis, 2211 nucleotides long. Its product is annotated as aspartate aminotransferase, cytoplasmic-like. Gene Ontology annotation, cellular component: cytosol. The record is from RefSeq and is a predicted model, not a curated record. The transcript has 5 exons. Gene Ontology annotation, biological process: L-aspartate biosynthetic process. Lineage: Eukaryota; Metazoa; Arthropoda; Insecta; Diptera; Culicidae. Gene Ontology annotation, molecular function: pyridoxal phosphate binding; L-aspartate:2-oxoglutarate transaminase activity. Bases 327 to 1559 code for a protein of 410 amino acids.